This is a messenger RNA of Impatiens glandulifera, 1426 nucleotides long. RefSeq names its product TPR repeat-containing thioredoxin TDX. The transcript is spliced from 11 exons. The record is from RefSeq and is a predicted model, not a curated record. NCBI's taxonomy places the organism in Eukaryota, Viridiplantae, Streptophyta, Magnoliopsida, Ericales, Balsaminaceae. Bases 62 to 1273 code for a protein of 403 amino acids. Gene Ontology annotation, molecular function: protein dimerization activity; Hsp70 protein binding.
UAAGUUCCGGACCCCAAGUAAUCUGUGAGUUAGAGAGAGAGAGAAAGGGAGAGUAAAAAAGAUGGACACAAGUAAAUUAGUUGCAGAGCUGAAGCUAUUCGUUGAGCAAUGCAAGUCCAAUCCUUCGAUUCUGCAGAAUCCAUCUCUUGCGUUUUUCAAGACCUAUCUUGAGAGUUUGGGGGCGCAAAUUCCACCGGCUACAACUUCAGGGAAAGGGGUUGACGGUUUUUCAGAUUCUAAAGACUUUCUUCAUGAAGAAAAACCAAACAUUGCAAGUAUGAACAAACUGGAUGAUGACAUCAUUGAGUCUGAUGUUGAGCUGGAUAAUUCUGAAACUGUGGAGCCUGACUGUGACCCUCCACAGAAGAUGGGUGAUCCAUCUAUUGAGGUUACAGAAGAAAAUUAUGAUGCUGCAAACCUAUCAAAAACCAAAGCAAUGGAAGCAAUUUCUGAAGGUAAGCUGAAUGAAGCUAUUGAACAUCUAACUGAAGCUAUCAUGUUGAAUCCACGUUCUUCCAUACUUUAUGCAACCAGAGCAAGUGUGUAUGUUAAACUUUCCAAACCAAAUGCGGCAAUUUGUGAUGCUGAGGCAGCUUUACAGAUCAACCCCGAUUCUGCAAAAGGUCACAAAAUGCGAGGAAUUGCACAUUCUAUGCUAGGCCAAUGGGAAGAGGCAGCACGUGACUUACGUGUAGCAUCAAAGAUAGAUUAUGAUGAUGAUAUUGCCAUUGCGCUCAAAAAGGUUGAACCUAACGCACGUAAAAUUGAAGAGCACGGACGGAAGUAUGAACGCUUACGAAAGGAGAGAGAGAGGAAAAAGGCUGAGCUGGAAAGGCAACAAAGGAGUGCUGAAUCUCAAGGAAAAUACAAAAAAGAAGAGGUGAACAAACCUUUCGAGAGUAAACCAGAUCCAGCAACCUUGUCUGCAUUUAGUGAUGGGCAAGUAAUCCCCAUUCACUCUUUAAGUGAACUGGAGCCAAAGUUGAGUGCUGCUUCAAGGGCAUCCCGAUUGGCAGUCCUCUACUUCACAGCGACAUGGUGCGGACCUUGUCGCUUCAUUUCUCCCGUUUUUACAACCUUGGCUGGGAAAAACCCAAAAGUUGUUUUCUUAAAGAUAGACAUUGACGAAGCUAGAGAUGCAGCAUCAAAGUGGAACAUCAGCAGUGUACCAGCCUUUUAUUUUGUUAAAAACGGAAAGGAAAUUGAUAAAGUUGUGGGGGCAGAUAAAGGUUCACUAGAGAAGAAGAUUCUCCAGCAUGCUGGAUCGUCAUAAAUUUUUUAUAUAUUGAUCUUCUUGUUGAUUGUUCUCGAAAUAUUCUGGUUGUGAGUUGUUUAACCAAACCGCUUAUCUAUUGGUGUUUAGUUAUCGUUAUGGGUGAUUUAAAGAUGAUUGAUUUCAAACAUUUUAAGCGGUAUUAGAUAUUAA